CCCAGGCCUGGGGGUGCAGGCAGCAGCUACCUCCAGACCCGCUCUCCCCAGGACAUGUUGCAUUCUCCUGACUCAACACUUCUUGUUUCAAAGGCAGAUGAUUAGUGUAGAGCAGCAUUGUGCUGGGCAGGUUACAGGCAGCCAAGAAGCCAAGGGCUCCAAUCCUUGGCCUCGCCGAGCAUGAAGGGGAUUUAAAAAUGGUCCCCAACCUUUCUCUCCCCUGCUUCCCCAGCUCGCACGCAGUGAGGGGCUGGACGUCAGGCCUGCCCAGUCUAUGCCCACUCUGCAGACACCUCUAAUGUUGAGUGCUGUUGCAAUACCACGGUUCGGGGGGUUUCUGUAAUGGUGCCUAGUGAGCGGCAGCAAUUAUUAUUGUGAUUUAAAUGAAUGAAAGUCUCCUGGCACCCAGACCCAGCCUGCAAACCUUGAUGGGGUUGUCUAAAUGAGUGUUCAGAAUGACUUAAACACUUGGGAACCUGACUCUCCUUUGGUUUUCAGUCAGAUUUAGGCUCCUAAGUCACUUAGGCUCUGUGGAAAGUGCAUCCUUCUGCUCCUCCUGAGCGUGGCUAGUUACAGAGCGGUGACCCAGGAGUUAAGGUUUGUGUCCCCUUACUCAUUGGAGACAGGCAACCUGUCCAGUUAGCUUCUGGCCCGCCAGAGCUCCAGUGUAUCAGGGCUCGGACUAAAGUGUGUUCUUGGAGCCCGGAGAUUUCAACCGCCCAGCAUGGGAUCGCUGAUGCACGGUGGGAUUUGCAUUUUGUUCAAGAUCAGUAGAAGCCCCUAGGAGUCAGAGCAGGAAACCAGGCAGCUCGGAGGCCUCUUGCUCACCCACCUCCUCUGUGACUUGGAGCUGCCUGUGGGCAUGUCUGGUCCCCAAAUUUGCACUGUUUAAUGCCAGUGGUUUGAAACUGGUGGAACUAAUGUAGUGCAGCCUCCCAAGUGUAGCAGUCAUUGCCAGGAACGAGCAUCUCUACCCUGAUAUAACUGCGAUCUGUUCUCAUGCUGCUGCAGCUGAGUGGCUCUGGCAUCAUGAAGCAGUUUGAUCUGAAACAGGGGCAUUGGUACAGUCUGCUGCAGCCAACAGACUGAGCACAUGAUUUAGGGGGUGCACAGAGAUGGGGAGAAUCACUGUCUAUGUUCCUCAGCAGUAGGGUGACCUGGCUCAAGGCAUCUCAGCGGUAUCCCUGCUGCUCCCUUGACGGCAUCCGAGAUGCCGGAAGGCCCGUCCGUGAGGAAGUUCCAGUUGCUGACCUCACCUUUCGUGGGGCAGGUGGUGGCCAAGGCAGGAGGAAGCAGCCGACAGAUUAGCCUGAAUGAGCUGCAAGGACUGGAGCUCCGGGACUCCCAGGCCCAUGGAAAGAACUUGUUCCUGGCAUUUGGCACUGCUGUGGAAGCACAGGUCCUGCCUGGAGGGCCGUCUCCGGCACCUGUGGACGAAGAGGCAGCUGUCCCGGCAGAGGCUGGCAGUGGGACACAUGCCCAGGAGGGACAGGCGUGGGUGGCUUCUGACCCACAGAGAAGUGCGGAGGAGCAGCAUUUGCAAAGGGAGCAGGGGCCUGAGCACUCGACGCCUGAGGACCAGGAUGCGGCCGUCGGCUCUGGGAGUUGGCUGCGCUUCCAUUUCGGCAUGUUCGGCAGUGUCCGGGCUAACGAGUUCUCGAGAGCUAAUAAGGCAAACAAGCGAGGGGACUGGAAGGACCCUGUGCCCAGGCUGGUCCUGCACUUUGCGAACGGGGGCUUCCUCGUCUUCUACAACUGCCGAAUACACUGGAGCUCCUCUCCGACGGCCAAACCCACCAUUGACAUCUUGUCUGCUGACUUCCAUCGGGGGCAGGCUUUGGAAGCCCUUCGCCGGCCGAUGCCCGUCUGCUACACCCUUCUGGACCAGAGAUAUUUCUCGGGUCUGGGGAACAUCAUUAAAAAUGAGAUCUUGUACUUGGCGAAGAUCCACCCGUUAUCACAAGGGUCCCUCUUGGCUCCCUCCGAUCUCGACGCCUUGCUUGAUCAUGCCGUUCAGUUCAGCACCCACUGGCUGCAUAAGAAAUUGCAUGGAGAAAGAUUACACCCUCAGAUCUACCAGAAGGAGAAAUGUCCUUUUGGGCACAUGGUGAUGAAGGGAACUCUCGGUCCCCCACAUGGGCUUCAGAGACUUACCUGGUGGUGCCCUCAGUGCCAGCCUCGUGUGCCAGCAGAAAGUAAAGGUCAUCCUCCUGUGUAUACCCCUAUAUCUUCCAGCCUUUAAAGGGAUUAAGAACAUGCUGUCCUUUCUUUGAGAACAUUGCAUGAGGCUGAGGAUGGCUUGCAACAAGCUCUCAGUUGCACUGAGCAGAAAUCGCUUAUCUGCAAAGACAGAAAAUCAGAGAAAAUUCAGUUUGUUAAAAAGAGAUGAAAGGGUUUCUAUGUCCAUGUUGCAUUGCAGGGAUCAGUGCAGCAAGCAAAGGGAGUUCUCUGCAACAGUUGAAAAUACUCAGUACCGAUUUGUGGAUAAGGGGUUUAAUAUGUAGCAAUUGAAAAGAAGUUAAUUGUUAAUAUGUUAAAUGUUAAUUGUUAAUAUGUUAAAUAUGUCAUGACCAUAAAGCAGCAUCAGUAGCAUCAGCGUAAUAGCUGUUCUCCUGAUCACCUUGUUUUUAUGUUGAUGUUCUCCUGCUCAUCUUAUCUAUUUUGUCUUUAUUAGGGAUAGGAAAUCAGGUCUUGUCAUCAUUACGGAGUUAAACGAGGUCGUCUUAAGCACCUCCUUGGAAGAACCUAUAACCAACACCUGAACAUCUGUGUUUGCUAGGCCUCUGUGUCUAUGCACAACAAUUAGUCAGGUUUUAUUUAUGACUCCCUGUAAAUAACAGACUUGCAGUCGAUGUUUCGCUCUUUCUGUGUAGCCAACUUCAAGCAA
Alligator mississippiensis (American alligator) is the source of this 2887-nucleotide messenger RNA. RefSeq names its product nei like DNA glycosylase 2 (gene NEIL2). Gene Ontology annotation, biological process: base-excision repair. The record is from RefSeq and is a predicted model, not a curated record. Gene Ontology annotation, molecular function: damaged DNA binding; DNA-(apurinic or apyrimidinic site) endonuclease activity; DNA N-glycosylase activity. Lineage: Eukaryota; Metazoa; Chordata; Crocodylia; Alligatoridae. The transcript is spliced from 4 exons. Bases 1211 to 2242 code for a protein of 343 amino acids. Gene Ontology annotation, cellular component: nucleus.